Caenorhabditis auriculariae is the source of this 560-nucleotide messenger RNA. NCBI's taxonomy places the organism in Eukaryota, Metazoa, Nematoda, Chromadorea, Rhabditida, Rhabditidae. The record is from the annotation of a GenBank genome assembly.
AUGCUGCUCAUACGUUUGUUUCUUCUCUUUUUUGUCAUGUUUUCUUUUUUUUGCAACUCACAAAACAAUUUUCUUAGAUGCAAGAGUUUAUUGAAAAAGCUUUACUAGUAGAAAAACAAAGUUGGUGCUCAUUCGUAGGCGCGAGCAUUGGCGUCACCUCCCCACUGGAGCCAGAGAAGGCCGUUGGCCGAGGCGACGAGGGCCGCGAAGACGGUGAGGACGGUGGAGGACGACAUCUUUCGAUGGAUUCUGGAAGGAAACAGGCCCUUUUAUGGGUCGGACCUAGACGGUUCUCAAGGAAAACUUAAAUUGAAGGAUGCGAACUGACCAGAAAGUCAUGGAAAUCUCUCAGGACUCGGUUCGGUUCCCAUUUCUCAAUUUAACUGUUCAUUGAGAACCGCCUAGAUCCUUCCUAUAAAAGGGGCGUUCUUCCCUCCAGAAUCCAUCGAAAGAUGUCGUCCUCCACCGUCCUCACCGUCUUCGCAGCCCUCGUCGCCUCGGCCAACGGCCUUCUCUGGCUCCAGUGGGGAGGUGACGCCAACGCUCGCGCCUACGAAUGA